GUUCCUGCUGGAUGCGUCUGCAGUUGUUUGGUUUUUGUGGGGUUUUUUUGUUUGUUUAAGCGGUAGCGGACUUUUUGAACUAGGCAGUUCCACAUCCAGGAAUAAAUGUUUUCUCUAGAAACGAUAGAAAAGUAUGGAAGGAAUAUUGCAACGUUGCGAGUGAAAGAUUGGAAAUAAGCUCAUUCAUGCAACAACUAUGUAUUUAUGUCGAAGAACCACGUGUUAACUGGGCAAGGAUUCUGUCUGAAUCUUGGUUUCCUUAUCUAAAAAAUGGAAGAUUAUGACGGGGGUUGAGGAUAGUACUGAGGUUAAGGCGCUUGCCUUGCACGUAGCCGACCCGGAGCACCGCCAGGAGCACUUCCUGAGUGCAGAGCCACGAGUAAGUCCUGAGAACUGCAGGGUGUGGCCCAAACACCGAAACAAGAGAAGCUUCCCACCCAUCUGAAAUAAACCUUUUCCAUACCAGAUUCCCCUAUAAUAAACCUUUUGAGCACUGCACUCAGAUUGCCUGUGGUUGGAAACGCACUUCAUCUACCCAUUUGCAGGCAGUGUGAGUUUAGUCCGUUUACUUCAUUUGUGUGUGUGUGCUCGCUUCAUUUUCCUUAUCUGAGACAGGAAGUAAGGGAGGCGGCAGUCUCACAGCGUAACUGCUAUGGAAAUAUUCUGUAUUCUGUUAAAAUUGUCAUCUCCAUGAGGUUGAGGACUUUUUUUUGUCCAGGACUGUCCACCACUCCGAGCCCAGCACUUGAUAGGUGCUCGAUAAAUUCUUCCCGGAUCCAUGAAUGUUGGGGGUGGGAGAGCGAGGGCAGAAAGCCAGCGGAAAGCGCCGCUCUCAGCUUAGUGCUCAGCGGGGCUGGGGUCGCGAUCCCUGAGCCAGAGCCUGGGCCGUGCCGCGCCUUCCUAGCGCGGGUCUGCAGCGCCGCGAGGCGCCGAGACCCACGGGUGUCCGGGAGGCCCCUCCCGCGGCUCCUCCCGGCGGGGCGUGGGCUGCCGCCGCCCCGAGCGCUGGGCUGGGCGGGGCCGAGCGGGAUCUCUGACCCGGCCUCGGUCCACCUCAUCGCCGCGGGACGGAAGUCUCCGGAGCGCCGCCGGCCGGCCCGCCCGCCCCGGGAGCACCCGCCCGAGAGCCGCGCCGAGCCCCCCGCGGGCCGCCCGGGCCCCGGCGAGCGGCAGCGCCAUGAAGCGCGCGUGCUCGCUGCGGCUGCUCUCGGACCUGAGCAACUUCAGCGGCGCCGCCCGGCUCCGGGAGCUGCUGGCCGGGGACUCGGCCGUCCGUGUCCGCUGCAGCCCGGACGGCCGCCACCUGCUGCUGCUGCGCCCCCGGGGGGCGCCGGCUCCGCAGCUGCUGGUCGCGGUGCGCGGACCGGGUGCGGAGCUGGAGCGAGCCUGGCCCCCUGACCACCCGUCACCGCUGGACGCCUUCUUCCUGCCGUGGCCGCUGCGACCCGCGCUGGUCCUGGUCUGGGAAAGUGGCCUGGCCGAGGUGUGGAGCACGGGCCUGGGACCGGGCUGGAGGCUGCUGCAGAGCAUUGAGCUGUGCCCGGGCGGUGGAGCCCGCGUGGUGGCCUUCGCGGCGACCCGAGGCCGCCUGGUUUGGUGCGAGGAGCGUCAGGCUGAGAGUUCGGGUGCUUUCAGUCACUGCGUGUGCACCAGAACCCUGGAGCCCAGUGGGGAGGCCGGUGCUAACGUGGGCCUCACACACACCCUGCUGCACCGUUGCCCGCCUUUUGCCCUGCUGGCCACCCGGAAGGACCUCUACCUGUUGCCCACUGAUACCGCCUUGCCUGGUCUGGCUCACGUUCUGCUCAUCUGGAACCCCAGCAAGGGCAAGGUGCUGGUAGCUGCCCCGUGCCUUGGCCUCUCCCACAGUAAGAGCCUGAAUCCCAAACGAGGGGACACCUGGGACUUCCCCACCCUGCUUCGAGGCCUUCCUGGACUGCUGACCCCCAGGGAGCCAGUGGCUGUGCAUUCCUGGGCCCCCGCUGCCCAGGGCCUGCUGUUGCUUGAUAUCAGGGGCACCGUGAGCUUGGUGCAAGCCCAUGGUGGUGUCCGGGCGGUGGGUACCCUGCAGGAGGCCCCUGCAGGCCUGGCAGGGUCUGCAGCCCUGGGAACAUUUCAUGGCACGCUGGUCUGUGUGCUGGGUGCCACCAUGGAGCUGCUGGACAUGGGCAGCGGGCGGCUCCUGGAGAGGAAGGUCCUAAGCACAGACCGGGUACAUUUGCUGGACCCCCCAGCCCCUGGUGCGGAGGAUGAGGAAUUGCUGGGGAGUUGCGGGGGCCUUCGUUUGCUCUCCGCCCUGGGUCUGUUUGGAAUAAGCUGGGAAGCCCCCCGGGACCUUGCGCUUCCUGCAGCUGAAGAUCUGGUGUUUGAGGAGGCCUGCGAGUACUACCAGCGGCGGAGCCUGCGCGGUGCCCGGCUCACCCCAGAGGAACUAAGACACAACAGCACGUUCCGGGCACCUCAAGCCUUGGCCUCCAUCCUCCAGGGCCACGUGUCCCCCUCUACGCUCCUGACGAUGCUGAGAGCCGAGCUUCGGGAUUACCGGGGCCUCGAGCAGCUCAAAGCCCAGUUGAUGGCUGGAGAGGAGGAGGAGACGGGCUGGACGGAGCUGGCCGAGCAGGAAGUGGCCCGCCUGCUGAGGACCGAGUUGACGGGAGACCAGCUAGCCCAGCUGAACACAGUCUUCCAGACUUUUCCUACAGCGGCCUGGGGAGCCAUCCUCAGGGCCCUGCAGCUCCAGCCCGAUGGCAGUGGCCGGCUCAAGUCCCAAGCUCCCCCUGACAUGUGGAAGAAGGUACUAGCGGGUACAGCAGCUGGAAAGGAACCCCCAGCGGGGGUGCUGCCUCUCUUUGAACUUCUGUGCCAGUACCUCUGCCACCUGGAGCCGCAGUGGCUGCCACCCUUUGUGGAACUGGCACAGCAGCAGGGGGGGCCGGGCUGGGGGGCGGGAACCCCUGGGCUGCCGCUGUAUCGGAGAGCCCUGGCAGUCCUAGGGGAGGAGGGGGCCAGGCCUGAGGCCCUGGAACUCGAGCUGCUCUUGGGCAGCGGGCGACCCAAAGCUGUGCUCCAGGCUGUGAGGCAGCUGGUGCAGAAGGAAGAGUGGGAGCGGGCCCUGGAGGCCGGCCUGGCCCUCGGUCCCUCCAGCCCCCUGCUUCAGAGCGAGAUCUUCAAACUACUGUUGGCAGAAUUUGCCCAGCACCGACGGCUAGAUGCCCACCUGCCCCUCCUGUGCCGCCUUUGCCCAUCAGACCUGGCUCCAGCUGAGCUCCUGCUUCUACUACAGACUCACCUUCCUGAUGAGAUGCGGCCCCCGACUCCAUUCCCUGAGCCCGGGACAGACACCCCUCUCACCGUGGGCUUGCUCAGAGCCCUGCUGGAGCAGACGGGGGCGCCUGGGCGGCCUUCAAACUCAGUGCUAAGUCUAUAUGAAGACAUCCUCUGGGACCUAGGCCCUCCGCCCCCCACCCCACCUCGGGGAGGACCUAUGACGGCACUCCAGGCACCAGAACAUCCCAGCCUAGAGGCCUGGACACCAUCUGGACAAAACCUCUGUGCAACGGACACAAGCUGAAAAGCAUCACAGUGACCGGGGAAGGGUGUCCAGGAGCUGAAAAAGCCCAAGAUGGGCCCUGCAUGUGCAAUACUCUUCUGGAGCAAUUUUAAGGCAUAUAUAUGUGAUAUUAUGGCAUAAUAAAUAUAUUCGGUCUUGUCUUCAA
Molecule: messenger RNA, 3716 nt
Organism: Sorex araneus (European shrew)
Lineage: Eukaryota; Metazoa; Chordata; Mammalia; Eulipotyphla; Soricidae
Gene: HPS6
Product: HPS6 biogenesis of lysosomal organelles complex 2 subunit 3
Exons: 1
Coding region: 1178-3571 (797 amino acids)
Biological process (GO): protein localization to membrane; melanocyte differentiation; organelle organization
Cellular component (GO): lysosomal membrane; BLOC-2 complex
Source: RefSeq, a predicted model, not a curated record